Molecule: messenger RNA, 5037 nt
Organism: Colletotrichum truncatum
Lineage: Eukaryota; Fungi; Ascomycota; Sordariomycetes; Glomerellales; Glomerellaceae
Source: RefSeq, a predicted model, not a curated record
AUGGCCGAUAUGAGUAGCAACGCCAAACCCAACGAUGACACCAGAGCGAGCCGGGGGGUCAGCAUGGGAGAUGGGCUCAAGCGCAAUCGCAGCACGAACCUUCGUAAGACUACAUACCUUCGCGCUGCAAGAAUAAGACCGCAUAUUAAGUUAAGUGAACUGAUAGGUGUCGAUGAUCCGGUUCGACCACCCAAGCAAGCCCGCACAAUCGAUACGUCUGAGCAAGGACCUGUCAUAAACUCGGGCGAAUACACAGUGGGCUGGGUGUGCGCCCUCCCGCUUGAGAUGGCCGCUGCGAAGGGGAUGCUCGACCAGAUUCACCCGGAUAUACCCCAAGACCAGGCCGACCAUAACAACUAUAUCCUAGGCCAAAUCCAGGGCCACAAUAUCGUUAUAGCCUGUCUGCCUGCAGGCAUUUAUGGAACGACAACAGCAGCCACCGUUGCUAAGGACCUGUUACGGACCUUCAAGUCUAUUCGAUUCGGUCUGCUCGUCGGCAUUGGAGGUGGUGCGCCUUCACGAACAAACGACAUACGGCUAGGCGACGUCGUGGUAAGCCAGCCUACUGGAACCAGUGGUGGCGUUAUCCAGUAUGAUCGGGGAAAGACAGUACAGCAUGGGGAGUUCCAACGCACAGGGUCCCUUAAUAGUCCACCCCAGGUUUUACUAACAGCCUUGGCCCGCUUACAAACCGAGCAUAUGACCAACGGCAGCAAAAUACCCCAAUACUUGUCUGAGCUUGUGCAGAAAAGUCCAGAGAGAGUUAAACGAAGGUUUAGCUAUCAAGGCUCCUUGAAUGAUCAUCUUUUCCAAGCAAAGUAUAACCAUGUUAGCCAGGACUCUUCUUGCGACCAGUGCGACCCUGCACACACAAUUCAACGGGAUGCUAGAGACGACACAGAGCCAUUUAUUCAUUACGGAACUAUUGCAUCAGGCAACCAGGUCAUUAAGCACGGAGAGACGCGCGAUCGCUUAGCCAGAGGACUCGGGGCGCUCUGCUUUGAGAUGGAGGCUGCAGGGCUGCAGGACUUUCCUUGUCUCGUUAUUCGUGGCAUCUGUGACUAUUCAGACUCUCACAAGAACAAAGUUUGGCAAGAAUACGCAGCUGCAACGGCAGCAGCAUUUGCGAAGGAGCUUUUAUCAAUCAUACGGCCAGAGAAGGUUCUAGAGGAGAAGCCUAUUCAACAACUAGUCUCUCUUACACAAGAACAUCUACAAGUCUCCACCGAUCACUACAAUAUUUCGUCUCGGCAGCUCUCUGAACACAAGCGCACAAACGAAAUACUCGAAAGUCGCUGUCUAGACCUUCCCAUCGUCUACGAAGCGCGUUACGACAGUCUCGACGUCCAAGACAGCCCGAAAUGUGCGGGUGGAACCCGGAUCCGCUUCCAAGAAACGAUUUACCGCUGGGCAGAUGAUGAUUCUGGCGAACCCUUCUUCUGGCUCGUAGGCCCAGCAGGAACUGGUAAAUCUACCAUUGCGCGUACCAUUGCAGACUCCUUGGCCAAGAAGAAACGACUUGCUGCUGGGUACUUUUUCAAGAGAGGAGAAAAGGGCCGAAAUGACACUAGUCGAUUGAUUCCCACCCUCGCCAUCCAGCUGGCUGAUACGGUUCCCUACUUCAAAGGCCAUCUUCGGAGCUGUCUUGACGGCCUUGACAGGGACGCGAUCGAAAAAAAGGGUCUCGGCGUGCAGUUUGACAAACUUAUUUUGAGUCCUCUGGUAGAACUGGCUUCUACCAAUACGAGCCAAGAGCCGUGGGUGAUCAUCAUUGAUGCGUUGGAUGAAUGUGAGCGUCCUGAGCAUCUUCCAUUGGUCAUUACAUUGCUAGGCAGGCUCCGGCAUGUGGACACAAUACGCUUCCGUGUUCUAUUCACGAGCAGGCCCACCCCCAAAGUUAGCAAGGCGCUUGAGUCCUUUGUUACACAAAAGACUGCUUGCAAACUGCAGCUUCACCGCGUGUUUUUUGAAGAUAGCAUGUCUGACAUCCAGACUUUUUUAAAGAUCCGGUUUGCGGAGAUCAAAGCAAAGCGCGGCGUGCAGCAAGACCCGUGGCCUACCUUUGAAGAUCUGGAUCGCGUGGUUCAAUUAGCCACAACCCCCGAACCCCUGUUUAUUUAUGCUGCAACUCUUUGUCGGUUCGUCUAUGAUGAGAAGCGCCCACGAAACCCCAAGAGUCAGCUAAAGCUAUGGCUUAAGCAGUGCAACUUAGGCAGAUCUCAGCUAUGUCAAAUUUACGAUCCUAUUCUCAGUCAGGUACUACUUGGUAAUGAGGAAGCAGAAUCCGGCCAGCAACUACAGUUCCUGGCGGCCCUUGUUCUUCUUGCCACGCCACUGCCCGCCACCUGUCUCGCUAAUCUCCUUGGUAUCGAUAUAGACGACGUGAAUUGGUGGCUUCCAGAGUUGCAUGCAGUGCUGGACAUCCCUCCUGAACCUCAUCAACCUGUACGACUGCUUCAUAAGUCGUUCAGCGACUUUAUCCUUAGUCUGGAGGAUGCAGGAAAGAACAAGUAUCGUAUUGAUGCUACAGAAACACACAAUUUGCUAGCGGCGCAGUGCAUUCAGCGCAUGGAAACAGGACUCAGACGGGAUAUCUGCAACAUCCAAAAGCCGGACGCGCUCAAAGAUAGGAUUGACAAGCAAGUACUAGACCUUUGUAUUCCCGCUGAUCUCCGGUAUGCAUGCCUCUACUGGGUCUAUCAUUUGCAAAAUAGUGGACAGCAUCUGGGAGAUGAAAUGUGUGAGUUCCUCUACACGCACUUUCUUCAUUGGUUAGAAGUUUUGGCGCUUCUGGGUAAGGUCUCGGAUGGAGCCGGCGCGCUUCGGCAGCUUCUCAAUUUGUGUCAGGGUUCUGAUGCACAUGCAGAAUUGAUUGAUUUCAUCAAAGAUGCCAGCAAGAUUGUGGCAAGUUUUGGAUCUAUUAUUGAACAGGCGCCUCUCCAGAUCUAUCAAGCGUUGAUGUUGUUCUCUCCGCUUGAAAGCAGAGUGCGGAAUAGGUUCUCCGAACAAUGUCUACCUGGUCUUCCUCGUGUUUACGACGUGAAACCUAAUUGGGAUGCGCACCGGCUGACACUUGAGGGCCAUGAAGGCGCGGUCAACGCGGUGGCAUUCUCUUCAGACGGCCAGUUGGUCGCGUCGGCGUCGUCUGACAAGACAGUGCGCCUCUGGGACGCAGCUACGGGCGCGCACCAGCAGACAUUCGAGGGACACGAGGACGUAGUUAACUCAGUAGUCUUCUUACCAGAUGGCCAGGUAGUGGCGUCAGGGUCGAAGUACGGGAAAGUACAGCUCUGGGAUAUAGCCACAGGCACACACAAACAGACCCUUGGUGACCACAAGAGCCGAGUCUCUGCAAGAACCUUCUCGCCAGAUAGCCAUGUAGUAGCAUUGGUAUUAUACGUUUGGAUAGAGCUCUGGGAUGUAGCUACAGGCACACACUAUCGGACCAUUUAUGCCCAUGAGGGCCUAAUCUAUGCAAUAGCCUUCUCACCAGACAGCCAGGUAGUAGCGGCAGCGUUAAGUAACGGGACUAUACAGCUUUGGGAUGUAGCUACCGGCAAGCACUAUCAGACCCUUAAGGGCGAAGAGAGCCUAAUCCAUGCAAUCGCCUUCUCACCAGAUAACCAGGUAGUAGCAGCGGCUUUAAGUAAUGCGACGGUAUGGCUCUGGGAUGUUGCUACGGGCGUGCAACAGCAGAAAUUCGAGGGCUAUGAGGGUUCAGACUACGCAGUAGCCUUCUCCCCAGACGGUCAGGUACUGUCGUUAGCGUCAGGCAAUGGAAGAAUACAGCUCUGGGACGUGGCUACAGGCACGCGCUAUCAGCCCCUUGAGGGCCACAAGGGCCUGAUCCGUGCAAUAGCCUUCUCUCCGGACAGCCAGACAGUAGCGUCAGCGUCAGACGACGGGACGGUCUGGCUCUGGAACGUGGCCUCAGGCGCACGCCAGCAGGAAUUCAAGGGCUACAAGGACGACAUUUGCUCAGUAGUCUGCUCACCAGACAACCAGACAGUAGCGUCAGCAUCAAACGACGGGACGCUAAGGCUUUUCCACACAGCCACAGGCGCACACCAGCAGACGCUUGAAAGUCACAGUGGCUUGAUAAAUUUAGUAGCCUUCUCGCCGGAUAGCCAGGUAAUUGCAGCAACUUUGAGUAAUAGCAUAAUACAGCUUUGGGACGUAGCUACAGGGGUACAGCAACAGACACUUGAAGGCCACGAGGGCCAUGAGUGCCUGGUUACUGCUAUAGUCUUCUCGCCAGACAGCCAGAUAUUAGCGGCAGCAUUUUUCGACGGGACGGUACAGUUCUGGGACGUAGCCACAGGCGCACAUCAGGAGACCUUUGAGGGCCACAAGCAGUGUGUUGAAGCGGUAGGCUUCUCACCGGACGGCCAGGUAGUAGCGUCAGCAUCAAGUGACCGGACAGUGCGGCUCUGGGAUGUAGCUACAGGUAAACAUCUGCAGACGCUCGAGGGCCAUGAAGAGACAGUCAUCACUGUAGUCUUCUCGCUAAAUAGCAAGAUAGUAGCAUCAGCAUCAUUAGACUUUACAGUACGGCUAUGGGAUGUAGCUACUGGAGCACAUCAGCAGACGCUUAAGGGCCACAAGGGCCGGGUUAAUGCCAUAGCCUUCUCCCCUGACGACCAGCUAGUAGUGUCGGCGUCGGACGACGGGACGGUACGGCUCUGGGACGCGGCCACGGGCGCCCACCGGCACACGCUUGACAGGUGUUUCACUGAGAAUCUCAUUUUCGACCCGUGUUCCAACACGCGACUUUUCACUGAUUUCGGGUCGGUAGACCUAGUCGCAAGUUCUCGGGUAGGCGAACCGUGUUCCUCUGGAGUGUGGAGAUUGUCUCCCACCACCUGUGGACUUGGCCUUAGCCCUGACCACACUUGGAUCAUGGAAGGCAAGGAGAAGAUUGUCUGGCUCCCCAUUGAGUACAGACCAGUAGCAUUAGCUACAAAAGGCUCAGCUAUGUUCAUCGGUUGUGUAUCAGGGCGUGUUAUCCGUAUCAUGACUACAAGGGCGGGCGCCUAA